This is a messenger RNA of Otolemur garnettii (small-eared galago), 4588 nucleotides long. It is a transcript of the gene HNRNPUL1, whose product is annotated as heterogeneous nuclear ribonucleoprotein U like 1. Gene Ontology annotation, molecular function: protein binding. Lineage: Eukaryota; Metazoa; Chordata; Mammalia; Primates; Galagidae. Bases 1201 to 3471 code for a protein of 756 amino acids. The record is from RefSeq and is a predicted model, not a curated record. The transcript has 15 exons.
UUCGGCGAUGAGGGUCGGAGGGUGGGGAGCGGAGGAUUCCGGACCUUCGAGCUCGGAGACCGGAAACUGCUUUCUGCGGCCGGUGAAAGUCAGAAGGACGAGAGAUUUUCUGUUUGGGGGCUGGGGAGGGUCUUGGUCGUGGAGGUCCUGGGGUUCAGAGGUGGAUGGGCUUCGUUGGUGGUCCUAGCCAACCUUCUGGGCUGGGAAUUGGGAGCCGUGUUAGCCGUGUUUCGAGGGACCGGGAAGGAAUGGCCAAGUGUCUGAGGCUGUUACAGAGUUUUGAGGGAAGAGAAUCCUGGAGUUUGUGGCUGGAUGGGAUAAUGGGAAUUGUCGUAUGUGGUGUGAAGUGGAGGCGCAGGUGUCUGUGUUGGAUAGAGUCUGAUGCGCUGAGUGCUCCGAUGUUUGGCUGGUGAGCAUUUAGGGGAUGGCGAGGCCAGCUUGUGAUUGGGCUGGAAGGCCACCCUCGGGGCAGGCGCAGCUUGGACGUUUGGUGCUGGAAAUCUGAGGACUUCCUGGUUGGCUUCUAGAGGAGGCGUAGGGAACCGUUGUGUCCAGAGGCUGGUGGGGGAGGGAAGGAUGCUGUGCUGGACAAAGGACCUGAGGUUUAGAGCGGGGAAAACUCUUGUGUGCCCAGAGAGUAGAAGUGGGAGCCCCAGAGAAGUAGCAGAGACCGUCUUCCUCAGCCAGCAGUAGUCCCAGGGGAGAAAAGUGGUUAGGGUAGAUCUGCAGUUGUCUUUAGAGAGGAGACCUUGGUGUGGGUGGGAGCGAAUCUGGAGUUAGAAAAGGGCAGUUGUCUAGCAGGACUGGAAAAUGGGGGACUGGAGAAUUUAAAGAGUAAGCACAAAGGACUCUGGCAUCCAGAGUUUGUAGUGUUUCUCUGAAAAGAGGGCUUGGGGCUAAGGGAAUGAGGAAAGAGAUGAGGUCACAUAAGAGACUAGAUUUGGGGUUGGUAUUGGAUAUGCGUUCAUGAGAAAUAGGGUCUCAUGGAGGGCAGCAAUUCAAGUGUACAUUUAGGGUAGACAGUGGCCUAGGGACUGUCAGGACCUAGGUGCUAGGAAAAAACUUCACAGUGCAAACACUUGUGAGGGAAGGGAGUGGCUGUGUGUGUGUGUGUGUGUAGAGUAGGAAGGACUGUGGCAGGAAUACCUAGGAAGAGGAGCUGUGGGACAGUCCUGACCCAGUGUUCUGGCCAGAGAUGCCAUGGACAAUAUUACCAGGCAGAAUCAAUUCUAUGAGACCCAAGUCAUCAAGCAAGAAAACGAAUCAGGCUAUGAGAGGAGACCACUGGAAAUGGAGCAGCAGCAACAGGCCUAUCGCUCAGAAGUGAAGACAGAGAUAAAGCAAGAAGCACCCACCAGCUUCUUCCCACCCGAAGCUUCUCAACUCAAGCCAGACAGACAACAAUUCCAGAGUCGCAAGAGGCCUUAUGAAGAAAACCGGGGACGGGGGUACUUUGAGCACCGAGAGGAUAGGAGGGGCCGCUCUCCUCAGCCUCCCGCUGAAGAGGAUGAAGAUGAUUUUGAUGAUACCCUUGUUGCCAUUGACACAUAUAAUUGUGACCUCCACUUCAAAGUGGCUCGAGAUCGGAGUAGUGGCUAUCCACUCACAAUUGAGGGCUUUGCAUACCUGUGGUCAGGAGCCCGUGCCAGCUAUGGUGUUAGAAGGGGCCGCGUGUGCUUUGAAAUGAAGAUCAACGAGGAAAUCUCUGUGAAGCACCUUCCAUCUACAGAGCCUGACCCCCACGUUGUUCGUGUUGGCUGGUCCCUGGACUCCUGCAGCACCCAGCUAGGUGAAGAGCCUUUUUCCUAUGGCUAUGGAGGCACUGGGAAGAAAUCCACCAAUAGCCGGUUUGACAACUACGGAGACAAGUUUGCAGAGAAUGAUGUGAUUGGCUGCUUUGCGGACUUUGAAUGUGGAAAUGAUGUGGAACUGUCAUUUACCAAGAAUGGGAAGUGGAUGGGCAUUGCCUUCCGAAUCCAGAAGGAUGCUUUAGGGGGUCAGGCCCUCUACCCUCAUGUACUGGUGAAGAAUUGUGCAGUGGAGUUCAACUUUGGGCAGAGGGCAGAGCCCUACUGUUCGGUCCUCCCAGGGUUUACCUUCAUCCAGCACCUUCCCCUUAGUGAGCGGAUCCGGGGCACCGUUGGACCAAAGAGCAAGGCAGAAUGUGAGAUUCUGAUGAUGGUAGGCCUCCCUGCUGCUGGCAAGACCACAUGGGCCAUUAAACAUGCAGCCUCCAACCCUUCUAAGAAGUACAACAUUCUGGGCACCAAUGCCAUCAUGGAUAAAAUGCGGGUGAUGGGCCUACGUCGGCAGCGGAACUAUGCUGGCCGCUGGGAUGUCCUGAUCCAGCAGGCCACCCAGUGCCUCAACCGCCUUAUCCAGAUCGCUGCCCGCAAGAAACGCAACUAUAUCCUAGAUCAGACAAAUGUUUAUGGGUCAGCCCAGAGACGAAAAAUGAGACCAUUUGAAGGCUUCCAGCGCAAAGCUAUUGUAAUUUGUCCCACUGAUGAAGACCUGAAAGACCGAACAAUAAAGCGAACUGACGAGGAAGGGAAGGAUGUCCCUGAUCAUGCGGUCUUAGAAAUGAAAGCCAACUUCACCUUGCCAGAUGUUGGGGACUUCCUGGAUGAGGUUCUCUUCAUUGAGCUGCAGCGGGAAGAAGCAGACAAGCUGGUGAGGCAAUACAAUGAGGAAGGCCGCAAGGCUGGGCCACCCCCUGAGAAGCGCUUUGACAACAGAGGUGGUGGCUUCCGGGGCCGUGGGGGUGGUGGUGGCUUUCAGCGCUACGACAACCGAGGCCCCCCUGGAGGCAACCGAGGAGGCUUCCAGAACCGAGGAGGAGGCAGUGGUGGAGGAGGCAACUACCGAGGAGGUUUCAACCGCAGUGGAGGAGGUGGCUAUAGCCAGAACCGCUGGGGUAACAACAACCGGGAUAAUAACAACUCCAAUAACCGAGGCAGCUACAACCGGGCUCCCCAGCAACAGCCGCCACCACAGCAACCGCUGCCACCACAACCACCACCCCAGCAGCCUCCACCACCGCCCAGCUACAGCCCUGCUCGGAACCCCCCAGGGGCCAGCAGCUACAACAAGAACAGCAGCAUCCCUGGCUCAAGCGCCAAUACCAGCACACCCACCGUCAGCAGUUACAGCCCUCCACAGCCGAGUUACAGCCAGCCACCCUACAACCAAGGAGGUUACAGCCAGGGCUACACAGCCCCACCACCACCACCUCCGCCACCACCUGCCUACAAUUAUGGGAGCUACGGCGGCUACAACCCAGCCCCUUACACCCCACCACCGCCCCCCACUGCACAGACCUAUCCUCAGCCCAACUAUAACCAGUAUCAGCAGUACGCCCAGCAGUGGAACCAGUACUAUCAGAACCAGGGCCAGUGGCCACCAUACUACGGGAACUACGACUAUGGGAGCUACUCCGGGAAUACACAGGGUGGCACAAGCACACAGUAACCAGUGUGCCUCAGAGGCUCCCGGAGGCCCCUGCCGGCAUCCUCCACCAGCGCCUGCCUUGGCCCCUCCUCUACUCCCACUAGGUCCUGUGGUGCUGGGGAUGGGGUCAUCCCAGGGCUGCCUCCCUCUAGCCCACUGCCUCCCCUCUGAGGGGCUUCUUUCCCCCACACAGGGCCAGGCAUUUUUUUCUCUGGAUUCAAACAGGAAACAAUGACCUUUUAUUUUCUGUUACUCUCCCCUUAACCCUCCAACUUCCCACCCCCUGUUCUUCCUACUUUCUUCCUUUUGACUAAAUAAUUCCACCCCCUCCUUGGUCAUACAGUGAGGCUAUGGUGACUGAGGGGAGACCUCUUUCUUAUUCACUCAUCCCAACCUUGCUCCAGCCCCUCGGCUUCCCAAACCUUCAUGCAGUUGGUUGUAAAUUCUUCCAGGAGCUGUUUUACUGUCAACUUUUCAGGAUUAAAAAAAAAAAGAUCAAAAACUUAAAAAAAAAAAGUUUAAAAAGAAAUGCGGAGGGAGGAAGCAGUGACAUAUUUUUUUGGUAAUUAUGCUUUUUUUUAAUUUUUAGAAUUUGUCUGUUUUUACUGUGGGUCGGCUGUUGAUAUUUUUCAUCAAGAUAACCAUUUCUUUGCUGAGUUCAGGUGACCGAGGAAGAGCCACACCCUCAACAAAACAAAACACACACAAAACAAAACCACAGAAUCAUUAACCUAACUUUUUAUACAAUGUCUCAGUUCCCCAUAACUUUGCACACAAGCUUCUGUGUUCAGUUGAAUUGUAACUGCUUUUUGUAUUGGAGAGAGUGUGACUAUUGAACUUGAAACCUUUUAUUCCAGGCGUCUUGGUAGUUUCUGGUGGGGAUUAAGUGGGUGAGAGGGAAGAAGGGGAGGUGGGGGAGGCUACUUCCCUUUAGAACAUGAAGUUUCUCCCGCUGCCUCUUCAUUGGUCUCCCAGGUGCCGGACCCAAAAGUUUUUCCCUCAUUGAUCCUCUGAUUAUUUUUACUUCCCCUUGACCCAUAUGUUUUAACAGGAUUUUAACAAACUGCACUUAUUAAGAAAUUGUGUUUUUGCCCUGUUUUGUUUUGUUUUCUUUCAAUAAAUGACAUGGCACCUCCUA